This is a messenger RNA of Clupea harengus (Atlantic herring), 1790 nucleotides long. RefSeq names its product mitochondrial ribosomal protein L49 (gene mrpl49). Lineage: Eukaryota; Metazoa; Chordata; Actinopteri; Clupeiformes; Clupeidae. The record is from RefSeq and is a predicted model, not a curated record. Gene Ontology annotation, biological process: translation. Gene Ontology annotation, cellular component: ribosome; mitochondrial large ribosomal subunit. Gene Ontology annotation, molecular function: structural constituent of ribosome.
ACGCACCCUGGACUGUUUCCUGCCAUUGUAAACAUUGUAUGUUUUGUGUCACAGAUUGAAACAAGCCAUUGUUGUAAAAUAUGAAUAAUGCAUGUAGUUUUUUUUUAUUGGAGCAUCAGUAAAAUAUCUAAGAAAAGUUAUGUUUGUUGGCUCAAUGAAAACUGCCCAUUGAUGUUGCUGUGAAGCCUCUGAAAUGUCCUUAAAAGUGUCGUUAAUUCAAGCUGAAGAUAACCAAAAACACUCAACUGGACUUAACCAGCUAUUUGUAGUAUUUUUACUACAGCGGUCAUGGAUGCAAGUUGUUGUAUUACAGAGCAGAGGUCAAUGUGCAAUCGCUGUUUAAUAAAAUGGACGACCUUUUCUGGAGGGUCGCCACAAUAACACAUCAGAAGUUCACUCGGUCCGGUGUUUUAUAAAAACAAGACUUAAGUUCAAAGUAAAAUUGUAUAAACUGAUCCAUAUGGUGGAGUUGAAUGUUAUUGACAAAUAAACCAAGAGUAUUGGGAUCGCAAAAGGCUUGUGAGGUAAUGCAAACUGUUGGCUAUUGCGGGGGAUUGCAAAUGUAUUGCUCCGGAAGGUAAAGGUAGCUCAAAAAACUAAAAUUGUCACCAUCAAAACCAAAAAUCCCACCAUUUGACCAGAGGGAGGCAAGGGCAGAGGCUGUCAAAGUUAUAAACCACGUGACGUUGAAGGACGACACUUUCAAACAUGGCGGCCUCCGUUAGAAAUGUGAAUGUGACAGUAUGCAGACUUUUCAGGAUUUUCAGCCAAAACAGGCAUAUUUCCAACAUUGGACCAACGUUACAGACUUCCGCAAGGUUGGACACGGCGAAGACAACUGGUGUAAUAGAGUCUACAGAAGAGUAUGCUUUUGUUGAGAGAUUAAUUCCGUCUUCUCGUAUUCCUAAACCUCCUAAACAUGAUGGCCCUAGUCCAUCUGGCUGGACUCCACCAUCAGAGGUCCCUCCUGAUUUGCCAUACAUGAUCCGACGUUCUCGCAUGCAUAAUGUACCAGUCUACAUGGAUAUCAAGCAUGGGAGUCAAAAGUCUACAGUAGUGCGGAAGGUGGAAGGCGACAUUUGGGCACUUGAGAAGGAUAUGAAAGACUACCUGAUGGAAGUUACUGGAAGAGUUCUACCUACACAGGUCAAUGAAGUGACUGGGACAAUUAGAGUGAAGGGUCAUUUUGAUAAAGAAUUGAAAGAAUGGCUGUUGAGCAAAGGUUUUUAAUUCCAUGUUAAAUUCCAUGAUGUCAUAAUAAAACAAGACUGUCAUUUAUCCACAUUCAGUUCAUUAUUGUUAAUUGCAGAUAACAGUUCAUUGUUUGAUCUUCUACGAUUUUUUUUUUAUGUUUGUUAAGAUUGUAUAUACAACCAUAUUUUUCAGUUUUUGAUGCAAUACUUGUCGACCUGUCGCAAAACAAAUAAAAAAGCAGUUAAUCAAUUUACUGUUUCAGUUCCUGCACCUGAAAUGUGAAACAUACUUUAACUAAGUUUGGAAACCCAUUGUAAUUUUGUUGAAUCCAAUAGUAUUUUUUAACAACACGAAAUUAGUGUGUAAAGACAAUAAUGGUUGAAAUGGUACAACUGAGGUAUGAGGACUGUACAGCUUCAUGCUUGGUUAUGAAUGGCACGAUUUGGCCACUGUAGUCGCUUUAACAUGACGUCAUAUAAUAGCGACAACUUCAAGAAGUCUCCACGGGACCUUGAUUACUGACAUGUUUUCAUCUGAUAAUUAAAUACCUGAGUUUAAUUAAAGCCAAAGCGAGUGUUUCACUGAACAUAUUCAAG